Brettanomyces nanus is the source of this 582-nucleotide messenger RNA. RefSeq lists its product as uncharacterized. Lineage: Eukaryota; Fungi; Ascomycota; Pichiomycetes; Pichiales; Pichiaceae. The coding region runs from base 1 to 582 and encodes 193 amino acids. The record is from RefSeq and is a predicted model, not a curated record. Gene Ontology annotation, molecular function: RNA polymerase II cis-regulatory region sequence-specific DNA binding; DNA-binding transcription factor activity, RNA polymerase II-specific. Gene Ontology annotation, biological process: regulation of DNA-templated transcription. The transcript has a single exon.
AUGCAAUGGAAUUCGAAGGUUACCGAUUUUAACCUCAAUGGAGUUAGUGAAGCUAAUGGUGACUCCGGAAGCGGUACCAACCUUCAGUCUUUACAGUCAUCGCAAUCCGUUGCCUCGGCAGCAGCUGCAAUGGCCUCUAUGCAGCCGUCAAUGAUUUCUAUGACGUCUUUCCAUACUCAAAACUCUUCGAAGGUUCAGAGACCACAGAAGUUUGCCUGUACUUACCCCAAUUGUGAUAAGACAUUCUCACGGAGGAUGAAUUUGAAGUCGCACAUUCAAUCCAGUCAUGAACAUAAAAAGCCUUUUCAAUGCUCAGUAUGUUUGAAGACAUUUGCACGCCAUAGUGAUCGUAGAAGACAUGAAAAUAAUCAGCAUAAGACUGCAUCAGGGUUUGUGUGUGGUGGAUUACUGAAAAACGGGCAGAGAUGGGGUUGUGGUAAAGUGUUUAAGAGAAAAGACGGGCUAAUUGCUCAUUGGAGGUCUCAAAAGGCCCGCAAGAAAUGUCUGAAGAACCUGCCUACAGAUGAUGCAUCCAUGUUGGGACUUAUGCAGGAUUCUGGUAAACCACUGGAGUUUUCGUAA